AUGCUUGCCAUGCAGUGUACUCGAUUAGGCAAACCAUGUACAUAUUCCAGCCCGCCAAAACCCUCCUCCAAUCGUGCGGAAAAGGACUCACCUGAAUCCCUUUCACAGAGAGUUGAAUUACUGGAACAAUUGCUCAAGAACCAAACACAGACACAAUCAAGCAGUAGCAAUGGCAAUGGCAAUGUUGGGGUGAAUUUCAAACCACAGGCAGGGUUCUUGAUACCCGUUGCGGGAUUACCGUCAAAUGCUUCUCGCUCGCAUACUUUGUUUCCAACGACCUUUUUUCUGGAUUCAAAAGCGCAUCGUCCUAUAAGUGCGGAUCAGCUGCUUCCUGAUUUGCCGGUUCCGGUGGGGAUUAUGGAUGUGCUGAUCUCUAGUUCGCCUUUGCAAUCUUUGUGUAGCACUUAUUGGUCGCGCACCCAUACCUGGCUACCAAUUCUCAGCCGAAAGAGGGUAUCAGAGAAAGUAGAUAAGUUCAACGCAGCUACAGACGCGGGACUAGCGAUUUUGCUCCUCUGCAUGAAGCUUGUCUCUCAGCUUCCAUCUGAGCUCGAACACCCUGCACUUUCAGCGCUGUAUUGUUUGGCGAAGGGGUCUCUUUCCCGGCUGGAACAUGCUGGCCUGAUAUCGCUCCAGCUGCUUCAAUCUGCUAUUCUGAUAGCUGUCUAUGAGAUUGGGCACGCGAUAUAUCCUGCUUCGUAUUUGAGCAUUAGUCAUGCUGCCAGGCUGGGGAUCAUGAUGGGUUUCCAUUGCAAGUACGCAGCACAGCUUUUCAUGGACCCUGAGACUUGGACUUAUCGUGAAGAGGAGAGGAGGGCUUGGUGGGCUAUUGUUAUCCUUGACCGAUACGCAAACCUAGGCGUCCACGGCCUCCCGCUUAACGUUUCGGAACCUCUCAAAGGCACCCUUCUCCCGUGCACGGAAUCCAUCUGGAACAGUGGUGAAAUCGGCACAAAUCAACCACUCUUCGCAUCCUCCUUCACCUGCACAAUUGAAGUGGGGUCCUUUGCAAGUGCUUGCCAAGCAUCACACGUCCUAGGUCUUGUGCUGCGGCACCGCGAUGAUCCUAACAAAGCGACCACAGACCCUCACUUUAGACUUUCCGAAGCACGUCAGUUACAUCAAACCCUCUUAGCGCUGUCUACAUAUGUCGAUCAUGAGGCACAGGAUGGCAGCAUGGUGGUCGCAAUAGCGCUUUGCUAUUCUGCGCGUCUUGUGCUUUAUGAUAUGUAUGCAUGCAAUAAUCAAUUUUCUGCACUGGGGAUCAGAAUGUCGGAGGAAGAAGAUAUGCAAAAGGCUUCGAUUGAUGGGUAUAGAAAUGUUACGAGGGAAGUAUUCAACUUUCUAGAUGAUGAUGGGGGCCUUGUGGAGAAUCCGUUUCUGUGUCACUGUUUGUAUCAGGCUUCGGCUGUGUUUGCGUGGUUUAUUAGGGAGAAGGGUAAUGUUGAAGAGGUGGCGGGCUUGAGGGCUGUUGUGGGGAGGUUGAGAGGCAUUGAAAGGACUUGGAGGGUUGCUGGGGAGUAUAUUCGGCAUCUGGAGGCUGAUGGGUCGCUGAAAUCACUAGAAGAAUAA
Lachnellula hyalina is the source of this 1572-nucleotide messenger RNA. RefSeq lists its product as uncharacterized. The coding region runs from base 1 to 1572 and encodes 523 amino acids. Lineage: Eukaryota; Fungi; Ascomycota; Leotiomycetes; Helotiales; Lachnaceae. The transcript is spliced from 4 exons. Gene Ontology annotation, molecular function: zinc ion binding; DNA binding. The record is from RefSeq and is a predicted model, not a curated record. Gene Ontology annotation, cellular component: nucleus. Gene Ontology annotation, biological process: DNA-templated transcription.